AUGAGUGGAAGAAGAGGUAUUGGAAGAAGAAAACGCCAAGCAAGAUAUCAAUCGGUUUAUUCAAAAAAGGAUAAAAUAAAAGAAGAAGAAGAUGAUGAUGAAAAUACAAGUAGAUCAAUAAAUUCAGAAAGUGAAGAAAUUGAUAUGGAAGAAAUCCAGGAAGAACUUCAUCAUAAGUACCCAACUAAUAGAAGACUUACAAGAUCUAUUGCACCUAUAAAAUUAAAGAAGUCAAAAAAAGGUAACGAAGACACUGAAACUUCUUUUGUUGAAGAAGAAGAAGUCCCAAAGAAAGUAGGUAAAAGAACUAAAAGAAAAUACACAAAGAGAGUCAAAAAAGAUACUGAGUAUGAAAAAACACUUACACAUACCGAAGAAAAUAUGGAAGAAGAUAGAGGUGAUGUUGAUUUGAUUAAUAACCCUAUUCUUCAGUUAAAUAAGAACGAAAUAAGUGGAAGUUAUGCAGAAAAAAUAAGACAAAAAGUUGAAGAAUUUAAAGAUAUUACAUUAGUUAAAACAGCAGAAAAAAUUAAUGUUCCAACUGACAAUAAUGUUAUUGAUCUUCGAACACAAAAUUCGUAUUUAAUUAUAUCAAAAGAACAAGCAGAUAGAAUGUUUAAAUUUACACCAGUUCAUAUUAGAAAAGGAAAGUAUAGAUUUCCAGGAACUGAUUUAUGGUAUAACACAAUUGAGGAAUAUAAAAAACUUCAAAAAGAAUAUAAAACAAAUGAGGUUGUGUAA
Molecule: messenger RNA, 741 nt
Organism: Entamoeba dispar SAW760
Lineage: Eukaryota; Evosea; Mastigamoebida; Endamoebidae
Exons: 2
Coding region: 1-741 (246 amino acids)
Source: RefSeq, a predicted model, not a curated record